This is a messenger RNA of Labrus bergylta (ballan wrasse), 3405 nucleotides long. RefSeq names its product photoreceptor cilium actin regulator 1 (gene pcare1). The record is from RefSeq and is a predicted model, not a curated record. NCBI's taxonomy places the organism in Eukaryota, Metazoa, Chordata, Actinopteri, Labriformes, Labridae.
AUGCUUCCCCCUGCACCUCAAGAAAGCCCAAGAGAGUCCCACUUUGAAGAAGAGGAGAAUCUUCAUGCAACUGAAUGUAAAGAUGGGGACACAAAAGAGAGGAAGGCAGCAGGACAAAUUCAGGUAACACAGAAAAAUGCUCCAUUGACACCACAAAAAAAGAGAUCUGUGACUGAACAAGCCUCGGAAGCACCUAAUGUUGAUAAAAUUGGGAGUCAAGGCAAAGACAACAACACCGUUUCACAGAGAAAAGAGAAAACUGUUGAUAAACAAGAUUUGACUGAAAAGAAGCCAGGCAGAAAACUGAAGAAAAAUACCCGAGGUACUAAGGCACAAAAAAAGAAGGACAAGGACAAACAAGCAGUAGAACAGAAGGUGGACUUCCCAGAACCACUGGUAAAAGCUCACCAAGCUGCAUAUGCCUUUUUGAAUCCUAGCAUAAACAAAUAUGACGAUCUACUUGAACUUUUGGAACAAGCAACCCAAACACAGGUUUCUGUCCAGCCUAUGGUUGCUUUCAUGGCUCUGCGGUAUGAGGAAAUAACCCAGGGGCUGGAAGAGAUGGCGGACGAGGGAGAAAAAGUUUUGAAAGAAAAUGGAGAACAUCUCGCUUGGCCAAGUCAAAUAAAAAACCUCUCAUCUUCUUCAUCUCUGAAGUCUGGCUCCGCUAAUAUUGAGUCCCCACCAGAUUUGUUGCAGCAGCUGCUCCAGUACACCACACAGAGGAUGCGAAAUGUGAGCCAGACGGUUGGUGGAAUUGGGGAUUCUGCUUUGGUGGAGGCGGUUGAGUACUUUGCGUCUGUCACAGAGCUUUUAGAGGAGAAACUGAAAGUCAAACGUGCAGUAGAGACCAGGCUUAUGCAACUCUUAUCUCGCAUUGAAAUGGCCUCUCUGCACAAGCCUCGACCAGAGGAUUCUGCUCUCUUCAGUGAGGACAGUGGUAUUGGGGCUGAGAGUGAAUCCCUUGCUGGAUCUGAAAGGCGCUAUCGACGAGAGAGUUGUGAAUCCAAUGGGACCAAUAGAACUACUCCUGUCAGUCCAAUGGGAUACACCUCCAUGAACGUUAGACGAGGAGCGUCAAGGCAAAAGCUUGCAAGGCAAAUUAGUCCGAGUGUUUCCCUCACUUCCCUCAACUCACUAGGUUCUACAUGUACCAUAAUGGCCAAUGACCAGAGAGACUCAUUGCUAGGUUCUGUCUCCUUUGAUGAUGAUGACAACAAUGAAGACGAGGAAACUGAUAGAGGCAGGGGAGAAGUGCAAGUUGGUUUUCUGAAGCGAUCAAAUUCUUCUCCUCUAAACCGUGAACAACAACACCCACGUCGCCUACCACCGAAGCGUAUAGAGAAUCCUCAAAAUGUAGAAAUGACACUCAAAAUGAAAAAUGCUAUUAGUGGCAAGAUACAAUUUGUCCCAUCACAGAACUCUAGCGUGAAAACAAAGGCAGCCGGAAGCCCUAAAACCAGUAGACGCCAGUGGACAGACGAGAAGGAAGGAUCCCCCAAAAGGCCUCAGACAUCUGUUCUGAGGGCCGUGGUAAAAAAGACCCCAGUGAAUAGGGAGCAGCGUUCCAGGUCAGCAGAAUCCCUGCGAAGCAAAGGUGAAGAUCCGACUUUGCUUGAGCUAGCCAGGACCCAGAAAGAUUUAAACCAGCGGCUGCAGAGGAUGAACAAAAGCAAGGUGAGUGGAAAUGCCAGAACUACUCCAUCUAAACAAAAUCAAGGAACCUCACCGGCACAAUCUCCAGCAAUGAAUCGCAAACAUCCCCCGUUAGAAGAGAAAAAAAGCAAUCCCCAAUCUCUGAAAGGCAAAGAAGACCUUAAAAGGUGCAACAGUAAUGAACAAGAGGUAACCAAUGAUGUGCAAGAAGAUCAAAUUAAGGACAAGAAAACAUCCCACGGUCCAAUAAAAGCCACCCCACCCCCGAGUCCUCCUCCAUCACCACGACCAUCUUCAGGCCUUCACAGAGGCAGAAACUCUGUCAAAAAACUGAUUGAUACCUUCAGUCAAGGAAUAGAGGAACUAGACAGCCCUAAAGAUCUGGGGCCUCUCAAAGGGGUAAGGAAGUGUGGUGUUCCUGUGUUGCCCGGUUUAGGAAAUGUUGAAGCUGUGCUUGUCACUGGGAUAACUAGCUGUAGACCUGACUCUAAUUUCUUAGAGAAAAGUGAUUACUUUGAUCUGGAAAGUCUUCCUCCACCCCCACUGGAAGUUUUAAUGGACAAUUCCUUCGAAAGGGCCCAAAGUCUCUCAGCUGGUGUUAUGGAUGAUGGGGCUUCAAAGGUCAGAAAUACGCCUGUAGUAAAAAGGGCUUCAGUUUCACAACGACUAAGGGCCUCAGUUCAGGCAGGGACAGUGCUGCCAAGCAGAGGAGGAAUGCCUCAAACUGCCAAGGUUAGUUUCUUUGAUAGAGCUGAUCAAAAAGGCCCAUCUCCUCCUUCAAAGGCCAGUCCAUCAAAUGUUCAACUGCAGGCAGAAAAGGAAAAUGAUUCAUUCUACCAGCAAGCCAGAAAGAUCAUACACCAAAGACACACUUCAAACUCAGAGAGUAUGUCAACAAGUCAUGUAUCAGCAAAUCCAGCUGACAGUCAAGAAGACAUACAAGAUGGUGGCAUCCUUUCAGUGCCUGGACCUAACACUACAGUGCCUCCCUCUUCAGUAGUCAGAAGCCAACCAAUUGCCACCCCACCUUUGUCUAGGUGUCGUAUGUUACCAUCCACACCUUCUACACCAAGCAGUCUUCAUCGAAGACUUAACAGUCCCAGCAACAUAAAAAGGCAACCUAAUCAACCUACGUCAACUAGCCCCCCUGUGAACAGGAAACUCCCCACACCACCAGCAGUUCAGAGGAGGCUCCCAAGCCCACCUGCUGCAAAGCAGAACAAUUCAAACGUAAAUUCAUCUUAUUCUUAUCCCUUCAAAGCACCAUCUCCACCAGCCUCACCAAAACUACAACGAUGGUCGAGGGAGAACAGCAGUGAAGACUUAUCUAGUGCUCGGAAGUUCAGCAAUGCUCGUUCAGUCUUCUGCCCUGCAUCUUCAUCCCUGUUUGAAGCCCCACCUUGUCCAGUUCCUCGACCCCCUCAGGCAUGGACCUCUACCGGGGUUUCUUCUGUCUCUUGUGCUUGGGAGAGACGUGGAAGGUUUCCUGUGUCUGUUCAAGGACCUCGGCCUUUUAUCAGACGUAGCUAUUCUGACCGAAGGCCAAGUCUGAGUCUGCCACCAAGAUCCCCGAAGACCUCAGUGGCUGAGACUUGUGGGAGUGAACCAGCAUUAUAUUCACCAGGGCUGGAUGAUGAACCAACCAGGGAGGAUGAACUCUGGGGAAGCCAAUCAGACCUCAGAGCCACACCACGCUCUGCAUCACACCCGGACUUGUGUGUUGUCGGACAGUCCUUGCACAGAGACUAA